Molecule: messenger RNA, 2844 nt
Organism: Peromyscus maniculatus bairdii (prairie deer mouse)
Lineage: Eukaryota; Metazoa; Chordata; Mammalia; Rodentia; Cricetidae
Gene: Kcnj14
Product: potassium inwardly rectifying channel subfamily J member 14
Biological process (GO): regulation of monoatomic ion transmembrane transport; potassium ion import across plasma membrane
Cellular component (GO): plasma membrane
Molecular function (GO): inward rectifier potassium channel activity
Source: RefSeq, a predicted model, not a curated record
AUCCCCACUGUCCCUCCCUGCCUCCCACCCAUCAUCUGCACUGUCCUCUCCGGUCUGCCUGGGCCGCAGCCCAGUGCCCUGCCUGGCCAGCCUCCCUGGCUCCCCCUCUGCAGUGCUGAGCCGGCUCCACCCCCACCCCCCUCUGUCCAGGCCCUGAUCCGCUGUAGCUCAGAGGUUGAGUGCCCCAGCUCAGGCCCCAGGGCCGAGGACAGACCUGAACACAUUAGCAGCCACAGAGGCCCUCUCCAGCCUGGGCCGAGCAACCCCCAGUGCAGGGCAUGGGGGUGGGCGGCCCCCCCAGGUUUGGGGCGCCCGCCCCCCGCUAGGCCAAGUAGAGGGGGGUCUCCCCGCCCAAUGGGCCUGGCCAGGGCCCUGCGCCGCCUGAGCGGCGCGCUGGAGUCAGGAAACGGUCGGGCUGGCGAUGAGGAGGAGGCAGGGGCCGGGCUGUGCCGCAAUGGGUGGGCGCCGGGGCCGGUGGCUGGGAGCCGGCGCCGCGGGCGCUUCGUCAAGAAAGACGGGCACUGCAAUGUGCGCUUCGUGAACCUGGGCGGCCAGGGCGCCCGCUACCUGAGUGACCUGUUCACCACGUGUGUGGACGUGCGCUGGCGCUGGAUGUGCCUGCUCUUCUCCUGUUCCUUCCUCGCCUCCUGGCUGCUCUUCGGCCUCACCUUCUGGCUCAUCGCUUCACUGCACGGCGACCUGGCCGCGCCGCCGCCCCCGGCGCCCUGUUUCUCCCAGGUGGCCAGCUUCCUGGCUGCCUUCCUCUUCGCGCUGGAGACGCAGACGUCCAUAGGCUACGGGGUCCGCAGCGUCACCGAGGAGUGUCCGGCCGCUGUGGCCGCCGUGGUGCUGCAGUGCAUCGCAGGCUGUGUGCUCGACGCCUUCGUCGUGGGGGCGGUCAUGGCCAAGAUGGCCAAGCCCAAGAAACGCAACGAGACACUGGUCUUCAGCGAAAACGCAGUGGUGGCUCUGCGAGACCGCCGGCUCUGCCUCAUGUGGCGGGUGGGCAACCUGCGCCGCAGCCACCUGGUGGAGGCUCACGUGCGGGCCCAGCUGCUGCAGCCCCGUGUGACCCCAGAGGGUGAGUACAUUCCACUGGACCACCAGGAUGUGGACGUUGGCUUUGACGGAGGCACCGACCGCAUCUUCCUCGUAUCUCCCAUUACCAUUGUGCACGAGAUUGACUCGGCCAGUCCACUGUAUGAGCUGGGACGGGCAGAGCUGGCCCGGGCUGACUUUGAGCUGGUGGUCAUUCUUGAAGGUAUGGUUGAGGCCACCGCCAUGACAACACAGUGCCGCUCAUCUUACCUCCCAGGUGAGCUGCUCUGGGGCCACCGCUUUGAGCCAGUCCUCUUCCAGCGCGGCUCCCAGUAUGAGGUUGACUAUCGCCACUUCCACCGAACAUACGAGGUCCCAGGGACACCAGUCUGCAGUGCCAAGGAGCUGGAUGAACGGGCAGAGCAGGCUUCCCACAGCCCUAAGUCAAGUUUUCCUGGCUCCCUCACUGCAUUUUGUUACGAGAAUGAACUUGCUCUGAGCUGCUGCCAGGAAGAAGAGGAAGAUGAGGACGCUAAAGAGGGGACUUCAGCAGAGACCCCAGAUAGAGCUGCCAGCCCCCAAGCUCUUACACCAACCCUGGCACUGACCCUGCCUCCAUGACAGCUGAGGUCCACUUCCCCAUGUGACUCCCCUUCCCAAAAAUGACAGGGAUGGAGAGCUUCCAGCCUCUGUUGGGAGCGGAGCAGGGGUUUCCAAGGACCAGUGGCCUGCUGGAACAACCAUUAACCAUGAGGUUGUCUACCACAGAUAACACCAGACCUUCAUUUCUCUGCUCCAUUCUCCCUCUCAAGACCCCUUUAUGAGCUGGAUUCCUGAGUCUUACCAGAGCUGAGGGAGCCAGGUUUCUGGGUCAUCCAAGAGGCAAGGCAUGAAGCCUGGAUUCUGGUUAGAUAUGCAGCUUCAGGGGAGAAGAUGUCAAUGUACACAGAUUAAGAAACAAAGAUUCAAGUGACGAUGGCUUUGAUACCCUCAGGAGGAAGGGGGUAGAGAACUCCAAGGAGCAUCAUGAUUGACCGAAGACAGAAUGGUGACUGGACUGUAGAUGGAGAAAGGACCUGGUGGUUCCAGAAAGGCCAUGAGUUGAGAUUCUCUGAGUCUAGGUUGACAGUGGGGAUUCUAGAACAGGUUGGCUAGAGAGUGGAACUGCUCCAGAAACUAUAAAGCUGUGUUUCUAGAAAACACACAACAUUGGUAGGUGUGAGUUUGGAAGGACUAAGCUGACAUGAGCUUCCUGAUGCUGGAGAACUCGGGAGUACUGCCUGUUUAGGGUCCAGCUAAGGGGGUGAGUGGCUUCUCCGUGAUCCACAGGGUAAAUUUUGUUUUUGUUUGAAGUGCCAUUCUUAGAACAUCCAAAGGAAUCAGGAUUCUAUGGUUCAAGGUUGAUCAGAGUCCAGGUAGGAGUCUAGAUGUCUAUGGUUUGCUGACUCCACUUCGCUUAGCAGGGUUGUGGAUCUCCAUGACCUUGGGUGACUUCCUGUGGUUCUGUAAUGCCAAAAGGAAUCAAAGCUCCACAGACCCAGAGCUGUCCUUUCCCAAAGCCUAGAUGUCCUCGUCACCUUCAGGUGGACAGCCUGGUAGUUACAGGAGGCAGACACUCUUCUGGGCGGAGCUUGUAAGCAAGAGCCUAGAGGAUCACAGGGCUAACUAGGGGAUAAGGGAAGGGAGAGGCUGAGGCUGGUGAGCCUAAAAUACUCUGGAAUACUACACCUAGUGAUGUAUGUCUACUUCUCAAAGAUACUAUAUAUGUGUGUAUUAUGUCUGAUAUAAAUACAGAUCUCUAUCUUU